Molecule: messenger RNA, 1374 nt
Organism: Manihot esculenta (cassava)
Lineage: Eukaryota; Viridiplantae; Streptophyta; Magnoliopsida; Malpighiales; Euphorbiaceae
Product: vestitone reductase
Exons: 4
Coding region: 101-1141 (346 amino acids)
Molecular function (GO): oxidoreductase activity, acting on the CH-OH group of donors, NAD or NADP as acceptor
Source: RefSeq, a predicted model, not a curated record
GUGCCACUUUUUUAUAAGAAUUUUAUCCUCGUUUGGCAUUUUUAAGAGCUGGCUAGCUCGCCGUCGGCCCAUCGUCAACUCAGCAGAUAGGGGAGGAGAGAUGGCAAAGGAGAACGGCACAGUUUGUGUUACUGGUGGAACGGGCUAUGUAGCUUCAUGGCUUGUGAUGAGGCUUCUCCAGCGUGGUUACUUCGUCAGAGCUACUGUUAGAUCCGACUCAGAAAACAAGAAAGACAUCAGCUACAUCACCAGCCUUCCAGGAGCAGCAGAGAGGUUAAAAAUUUUCAACGCAGAUCUCAGCCAGCCAGAGAGUUUUCAAGCACCCAUUGAAGGUUGUAUUGGAGUCUUCCAUGUGGCUCACCCAAUGGAUCAUUAUGGAAAAGAACCUGAAGAAAGUGUGACCAAAAUAGCCGUGGAUGGAUUGCUAGGGAUAUUAAGGACAUGCUUGGAAUCAAAGACAGUGAAAAGAGUUGUUUACACUUCAACUGCAGCCUCAGUAAUGUUUAAUGACAAGGGUCUAAGUGUAACGGAUGAAAACACAUGGAGCGAUCUUGAUAUUUGCAGAAGAAACAAAUCUGUGAGCACUUCGUAUUUAGUUUCCAAGACUGUUACAGAAAAAAUGGCCCUGGAUUUCGCAGCAAAACAUGGCUUGGAUCUUGUCACUAUAGUUCUGCCUUUGGUUGUUGGACCCUUCAUUUGUCCUUAUAUACCCAGCUCCGUCUACUUGGCUCUCGCUGUGAUCUUUGGGAAUCUAAAGUAUGAGGAUUUUAAUAAUUUCUACUUGGUGCACAUCGAUGAUGCGGCCAGUGCUCAUAUAUUUCUUCUUGAAGAUCCUAAUGCAAAAGGGAGGUACAUUUGUUCCUAUCUUCAAAUGACCACUCCUGCACUGGUCCAAUUUCUAUCUGCAAAACUGCAGGAAUUUCAACUGCCGGCCAUGAAUCAAUUGAAGGAGAUUGAAGAGUCUAGACUAUGUAAUCUCUCAUCAAUGAAACUCAUGGACUUGGGGUUCAAGUUUGGGUUUGGUAUUGAAGAUAUGUUUGGUGGAGCUAUUCAGUGCUGCAGAGACAAGGGCCUGCUUAAUCAAAUAGUGUAUAAAAAACCAGAAGUAAGCCCUGAAAAAGAAUGGGCAGACAUGAGCUAAUAAAACAUCAGCAGCGGAGCUUGUACAUUCUGAAAAAAUUGAUCGAUGUGUUAUAAACUAAACAACUUCUAUAUAUAUAUAUAUAUUUCCUUCAAGAGAGAGAGACUGAACUUACAACAAGUCAUUCUACUAAGGGCUGAAAUGGAACAAGUUCUCAAUAGGAGCUACUGUUUUAACAAUAACUUUUUAUAUAGUUUAAUUUAUAUAUAAAUUUAAUUACUGUUUUUAAUUUA